CCAGUUCGGAUUAACGCAUGUUGCCGGAUGUGGAUGUAAAACGGCCGCUCAUCGAUCAAUGAAGUGACUUGUAUCAUCAUCAUCAUCAGUAUCAUCACUGUCACUUCCAGCUCACUGUUGUGCAGCAUCUCAUGUAAAGAAAACUUGAUUCAUAUUCGGGGAACAGAGUCGUCAGACAUGUGAAUGUGGCCUCGUGCUGAGCAAACUGCCCCGUGUGUCAGAAGCAGGGAAGAGACCGCAGCUCGUCUCCCUCUCCUCCCCCGGUCAUCUCGGCUCUGUCCGCGGCCAUGGGCGGCUCCCUGCUCCCGCUGCUCGCCGCCCUGCUGUCCGCCUGCUCGGCCGUCGGAGACCCGGAGAGACACGCUCAGGUCGACGGCGUCCCGCCCGCAAAGAUCGCGGUGGUUGGGGCGGGGAUAGGAGGCAGCGCCACGGCCCACUUCCUGCGGCAGCACUUUGGCCCCGAGGUGCAGGUGGACGUGUUCGAAAAAGGGGUGGUCGGGGGUCGACUCGCCACCGUGACCGUCAAUCACAAUGACUACGAGUCCGGAGGUUCCAUCAUUCACUCGCUCAACCUCCACAUGCAGGAGUUUGUCAAACAGCUCGGUUUGAAGUACCGCCGCAGUGUGGCGGGGAAGACGGCGGUGUUUAACGGCAGGGAGAUGAUUCUCGAGGAGACGGACUGGUACCUGCUGGACCUGUUCCGGCUGUGGUGGCGCUACGGCAUCAGCUUCAUACGCAUGCAGAUGUGGGUGGAGGAGAUUAUGGAGAAAUUCAUGAGGAUAUACAAGUACCAGGCCCACGGCUACGCGUUCAGCUCGGUGGAGGAGCUGCUGGACUCUCUGGGGGGGAGCGGUUUCAUCAACAUGACCCGGAGGCCGCUUUCUGAUUCGCUGCUGGAGCUGGGCGUGUCGCAGCGCUUCAUCGACGAGGUCAUCGCGCCCGUCAUGAGGGUCAACUACGGGCAGAACGUCAGCAUCCCGGCAUUCAUAGGUGCCGUGUCUUUAGCUGGUGCCCAGAACAACCAGUGGGCGGUGGAAGGAGGCAACAAACUGGUGUGUUCUGGCCUGCUGAAGAUGGCCAACGCCAACCUGCUGCAAGCACAAGUUGACACCAUUUCCCCCGUCCAGUCAGAGGAGGCCGUCCAGUACCAGCUGAGCUUCACCACAGCGGCAGGAACGGGAUCGGAGCUGUACGACAUCGUCGUGUUGGCGACGCCGCUUGAGGCCAGCGUCGGCUCCGGAGUCCAGUUCCAAGGUUUCACGCUUCCCUUCGACCGGGUCCCCGGCAACUAUCACAGCACCGUGGCGACCGUCGUCCACGGUUACCUCAACACCUCUUUCUUCGGCUUCCCGGACCCCCGCCUGUUCCCCUUCGCCAGCGUCCUCACGACGGAGACGCCCGACCUGUUCUUCAACAGCGUGGCCAGCGUUUGCCCCGUCAACAUCUCUGCGGGCUUCCGGCGCAAGCAGCCGCAGGAGGCUGGAAUCUAUAAAGUGUUUUCUCCGCAGCCUCUGGACAAGUCUCAGCUCAAAACACUCUUCAGGUCGUACUACUCGGUGCAGGUGACGGAGUGGCAGCCGUACUCUCACUACGGCAGCAGCCAGGGUCUGCCGCCCGUGGAGCUCCAGCCAAAUCUCUACUACCUGAACGGCAUUGAGUGGGCCGGCAGCGCCAUGGAGAUGAGCUCAGUGGCAGCCAAGAACAUCGCCCUGCUGGCGUACCACCGCUGGAACCGACAGCUGGACACGGUGGACCAGAGAGAUCUGAUGCACAGGAUCAAGACAGAAUUAUGACCCUGAAAAAGCCGAGACGUGCUACAGCAAAGUAUCGAAGUAGAGACAGAGAUUCUGAGUAAUUUAGCUCUUGUAGCAUCACCAAGUGCAGGAACUGAGAUCCGACAAAGGUCGCGAUACCAGAGCGGGAAACGAGCGGAGGUGUUAUCAGCACUGGGGUGGAAAACUGUGAACUUCAGUCUCUUUACUGUUGAUCAUCAUUCAUAUAUAUAUAUAUAUAUAUGAUAUAUAUAUCAUUCAAACACUGUUUUUUUGUUUUGGAUAUUUAAAUAAAUGAUUCGGGCAGCUUUUUUCUGAGAGGGAAACCAAAGCCAAACUUAUUGUCGGUAAAUGCUAAGAGAUGACAGGUGUUUGGAAAUGUGCUUCACAGAUAUUAAACGGGUUAGAAUAUUUUUUUUUUGUAAAACUUCCAAAAUAUUUUGAACAGAAACGUACAAAAUAUUUUAAUUGUUGGUGGAAGAAGGACUUUAAAGUAUUUAUAUACAGUUAUCUCUGGAACAUUGAACAAUGAAUUCUUGGGACAUUAUUGUUAUUGCUAAUAUUAUUAUUAUUAUGUAACUGCUUCUCUCCGACGCAGCUGCUUGUCAAUCGGUCAAUAAUUGAUAACACAUCCUUCUGCUGCCAACGUUGGUGUUAGGAAUCUGUCCGGGCUCUUUUUUCAUUUUCAGGUUUCUGUUGUUUUACAACAACAAAAAAAGCUAAUUUGCUAAUAAUUCGAAUGAUUUGCGUGAGCUUUUCUUUGCCAAGAAAUUAAGAAUCCAAGCAACUGUAGGAAACACCAGUUGAUGUUUAUCUCAGUAGAUAUUGGGUGGCGGGUUUCUCGAGUCGCAUUUGCUAUGUGUAAAUAAAUAUUCCUGUGUCCACGACUUAAAAAAAAUAUUUUGACCCUUGUGGGCUUGAGCAUGAAUAAGACGCUUUAAAAUGGCUGCUUGUGACUCAUGGUAGUAGUGGCCACUGGUGCUAUGACCUAUUGCUCCUUUGCUUUAAGACUAUUUCAUUAUCUCACCUUCCUGCUGCUUUUGUUGCCUUAUACAGCAGGAUUUUUUUUUCCGUGGGGAUGGAACCAACAAGCUUCCACACUGGGCAAAAUUUAAAUCUGUGGAGCUGCUGACGGUGAUCAGGACACUUUCCUCCCUCACCACUCGAGCUGAGAUCCUGCUUUCCUUAUAUGCACCGUGACCUUGGAAAAACACAUGAAGAUGGAACCUGAACAUUAAACUUCCAGAAAUGGAGAUUGAUGAAAAAUGAAUAAUAAUAUUGGUGAUAACUUAAGAAACCAGACUGUUUUUUUACUAUGAGAAAGACUAUGAGAAACACCUUCCUUUAUUGAUUAGUAACAGAGGGAUUGGACUGAUGUGGAUUUAUGGACUGUUUCCUUAUGAAGUGCUUCAGUUGAUUGAUGUGAUUGUGGCAUGUAAAAAGAAAACGCUUCAGAUUAAAUUAUUUCCAAAAACCCCA
This is a messenger RNA of Scophthalmus maximus (turbot), 3251 nucleotides long. Its product is annotated as prenylcysteine oxidase-like. The record is from RefSeq and is a predicted model, not a curated record. The transcript has 7 exons. Lineage: Eukaryota; Metazoa; Chordata; Actinopteri; Pleuronectiformes; Scophthalmidae. Gene Ontology annotation, molecular function: prenylcysteine oxidase activity. Gene Ontology annotation, biological process: prenylated protein catabolic process; prenylcysteine catabolic process. Bases 288 to 1793 code for a protein of 501 amino acids.